UAUAUAUUUCAUUUUACUUAUAUUAUUAUUAUUAUUAUUAUUAAAUGUCAAUACUUUUACAUUGAUGUUAUUUAUAAUUUAAAAAAAAAGAGUUGCGACUUCCUCCUGUAAUACCUCAGUGCAAUUCUCAGAAAUGAUUUUAAACCGAGAAAUAUGAUUUACACUGUAUUUGCCUUUUAUAAACACUAAUUGAAUUAAUGUUAGAACUUCGUAGAUUGUAUGAAGUCCUUUAAAGUUUUGAUCAGUUAAGGGACAGAACUAAUCCAGAAAAAGGAGACUUGUUUAGUGAUGAUAGAAAAAAUGAAAAAGUUGUACUGUAAUUAAUGCAAGAUUACAAAGUAUGAAGCAGUAAAAGUUCAUGAUAUAAUGGAUUCAAAAAUUUAGCAAAUAAAAAGGAGUAAUUAUCUCAAUGCAUCCAAGUGAAACAGAAGAUAGUAACAUAUCUCCACCAAUUACAAAAUCUGUCUCAAGAAUCUCACAAGAUGAAAAUAUUUCUUGGUAUCAUGGCAAAAUAACUAGAGAUGCUGCAGAACAUAUCCUCAAAAUUAGUGGAGGAGAAGAAGGACAGUUCUUAGUAAGAGAAAGUACAACUUCUCCAGGUGAUUAUGUUUUGAGUCUGAUUCAUGAUGGACAGCCUAUUCAUUAUCAAAUACGUAGGCAUGGAGAAGAUGCUUUUUUCAAUAUAGAUGAGGGACCUAUUAUUCAUGGGUUAGAAGUAUUGAUUAAUCACUAUCAGGAAGAUGCUCAAGGAUUGUCAACAAAACUUAGUAAGAUGUGCAAAGGUCAGCCACCACCUCAUGAUACUAGAAGACAUGGUAGGACAAACCUUUUACAUAGAGCUACUCGUGAGGGUGAUGUCACUGUUGUGGGAGAACUUUUAAAAUCUGGAUAUCAUAAUCUGGAUGCAAAAAAUCAUGAAGGACAAACUGCAGUUCACUUAGCCAGUAUUAUAGGUCAUGAUGAAAUUUUACUUAUGCUUCUGCAGGCAGGAGCUAAUGCAAAUAUUCUGGAUAGUAGUGGAUUGACUCCACUUCAUUAUGCUUGUCAAUUAUGUCUUCCUACAACUGUAAAAACAUUAUUAGAAGAAGGAAAAGCAAAUGUGCAAGCCCGAGCCUCAACUAAUGGUUGGGUUGCAAUGCACGAAGUUGCAAGUAGAGGUUAUCUUGAUAUUAUGAAGAUACUAUUAACAUAUCAUGCUCCUUGUCAUCCUCGUUCAGAUGCUGAUGAAACACCAUAUGAUCUUGCUGAAAGAAAUGGUCAUAUUAAUUGUACUGAUUAUUUAGAUAAUUAUUUUCCUGUAAUACCAAAAACUUCAAGAUCUGAAUGGUUUCACGAGGGAUUAGAUAGAGAAAAAGCUACAAAACUAUUACAAAAGGCUGGAAUGCAAGAUGGACUCUUUUUAGUAAGAAAAAGCACAAGAAAAAUUGGCGUUCAUGUACUGUCAAUGGUUUUCAAUUCUCAUAUAUACAAUUUUGAGAUUAACAAAAAGGAAAAAUUUUAUUUCAUAGAUGAUGGUCCUUAUUUUGAAAGUUUAGAACAUGUUUUGGAUUAUUAUAGCAAAUUAGCUGAUGGUCUUCCUACUCAAUUAUCCAUUCCUCUAAAAUCAGAAAUUCCAAAUUAUCCUGAAGAAAUUGAUAAUAUAGGCCAGAAAACAGCGUCAAAUUAUGAUGGUUAUUCUUGUUUUGCACCAAAUUUAAUACGAAGAGAAUCAUUAAAAAUUGGCUUGCCAAUAGGAGAAGGAGAGUUUGGUUCUGUUUUGAAAGGAAAAUGGACAAAUUUUAAUAAUGUUCAAGUAGAUGUUGCUAUCAAAACACUAAGGGAUGAACAACUUCAAAGUGGACGAGAAGAGUUUAUUCGUGAAGUAGAAGUAAUGGUUGGACUUGACCAUCCAUGUAUUGUGCGAUUAUUGGGAGUAUGUUUAGGUCCACCACUCAUGAUGGUUCAAGAACUGAUACCCAUGGGUUCAGUACUAGAUUAUUUACUUGAUUAUCCAAAUGAAGUUGAGGUAGAUUAUGAUUUGAAAUUAUGGGCUGCUCAAAUUGCACAUGGUAUGAUGUAUCUUGAAAGUAAAAGAUUUGUUCAUAGAGAUUUAGCUGCCAGGAACAUACUUUUAGCAACAAAACAACAGGUAAAUAUAAAGAAUUUUUUUAAGAAAUAUAAAAUAGUUUAAA
Centruroides sculpturatus (bark scorpion) is the source of this 2171-nucleotide messenger RNA. RefSeq names its product tyrosine-protein kinase shark-like. The record is from RefSeq and is a predicted model, not a curated record. The coding region runs from base 410 to 2170 and encodes 586 amino acids. Gene Ontology annotation, biological process: protein phosphorylation. Gene Ontology annotation, molecular function: ATP binding; protein binding; protein tyrosine kinase activity. The transcript is spliced from 16 exons. Lineage: Eukaryota; Metazoa; Arthropoda; Arachnida; Scorpiones; Buthidae.